Ficedula albicollis (Collared flycatcher) is the source of this 1384-nucleotide messenger RNA. It is a transcript of the gene NAAA, whose product is annotated as N-acylethanolamine acid amidase. Gene Ontology annotation, cellular component: lysosome. Lineage: Eukaryota; Metazoa; Chordata; Aves; Passeriformes; Muscicapidae. Bases 23 to 1060 code for a protein of 345 amino acids. The record is from RefSeq and is a predicted model, not a curated record. Gene Ontology annotation, molecular function: fatty acid amide hydrolase activity. The transcript is spliced from 11 exons. Gene Ontology annotation, biological process: fatty acid metabolic process.
CGCCGCCGCAGCACCGUGAGCCAUGGGCUGCGGGCCGUGGGCGCUGCUGGCGCUGCUGUGCGGGGCGGCGGGGGCGGCGGCCCCGCUGCGCUGCAAUGUCAGCCUGGACAGCCCGGCCGAGCAGCGCUGGCUGCCCGUGCUGCGGCACUUCGAGCCCGCCUUCCUGCGCGCCGCUGUCCGCCGGAUCAUCGACGAGAGGGUACCGAAAUGGGUUCACCAGGUCAUCCAGCCCAUAGCCGCCCAGCUGGAGGUUUUCAUGCCGCAGCCCUUCGCGGGAGAGAUUGCGGGCAUGUGCAAGGCGCUGGGAGUAGAUCUGGGAGAUGGAAUCCUGCUGAACUUCGCCUAUGAAUCCACCGCGUUCUGUACCAGCAUUGUGGCCCAGGAUGACAAAGGGAACAUUUACCACGGCCGGAACCUGGAUUACGCUUUUGUCGAUAUACUGAGCAAGAUCACAGUGGAUGUGCAGUUUCUCAAGGGUGGGCAGGUUGCAUACCAAGGCACCACAUUUCUUGGUUAUGUGGGCCUAUGGACUGGGCAGAGUCCACACAAGUUCACCAUCUCUGGAAAUGAACGAGAAGGUGGUAGCUGGUGGGAAAAUGCUAUAGCUGCUUUCCUCAAUAGGAAUUACCCUGUCAGCUGGCUUGUGCGAGAUACCCUGAGUGAAGCAGAGGACUUCCAGUCUGCUGUUCUCAGACUGGCUAGCAUUCCCAUCAUUGCUGAAGUGUACUAUAUUGUGGGAGGUGUCUCACCCAAGGAAGGCAUGGUCAUCACGAGGAAUAGAAGAGGGCCAGCAGACCUCUGGCCUCUCAAUCCCUUAGGUGGAGAGUGGUUUCGUGUGGAGACAAACUAUGACCAUUGGACUACCCCUCCCCCUUGUGAUGAUCGCAGAACUGCAGCCAUCAAAGCUCUCAAUGCUACUGGACAACACAACAUCAACUUUGAUACACUCUUUAAGGUGUUGUCAGUGAAGCCGGUCUUGAACAAUAACACAGUGUACACCACGGUCAUGAGUGCUGCGCUCCCGGAUCGCUACCAGACGUGGAUGAGAGGGGAGGAGUGAAGAGGAGCAGGUGGCACAGGUUUCAACACACAGAGUGAGAAGCUGAAGCUGUGCAAGACUAACACAUGCUUUUAAAGUCACUCCUGGGAGCAAUGCAGUGGCUUUGGUUCAUGAAUGAUGUGAGCCGCUCAGGAACCAGUGAUUUGUUAACUCUUUGAGGUGUUGCAGGUGAUCCUGUUAAUGAUCUGUAAUGGAAGUUUGAAUUUUCUUGUAAUUACAUUGUGGCUCUAGUAGAUGUUGAUGGGUAAAAAUGGCUUGUACUAUUUUUGGUAAGAGUUGUGCAUUGUACUUCUGUGCUGACUAAUAAAUACAUUUUGUAACUUA